UUCUCCAAUAAUAGUUUCUUUGAUAAUAGUGUUUGCUAAGAAAAAUGGGUUCCAAGGCUUUCCUUUUGCUAGCUCUUAUGUUGGCCAUUGUUCUUCUCAUCUCUUCGGACGUGGCAGCUAGGGAGUUGGCUGACACUUCCUCUAACCUUAAAAACGCGGAGGUCUCCACAAAGACCAAUGAGGUAGAUGAUGCCAAGUACGGUGGACAUGAAGGAUAUGGUGGAAACGACGGUGGAGGAUAUGGUGGAAACCAGGGUGGCGGAUAUGGAGGAAACCCUGGUCAAGGCGGAUAUGGAGGAAACCCUGGCCAUGGUGGCUAUGGAGGUGGUGGACACGGGGGAGGGCGUUGCUACUAUGGCUGUUGUCGUGAGGGUUACAAUGGAAAUGGCUGCAGAAGGUGCUGCUCUUAUGCUGGUGAAGCUGUCGAUGUUGAAACCGAAGCCAAACCUUAAAACUAACGCAAUAAUUAUCUAAGUUAUGGUGCUUUGAUACUUUUUAAUGUUAUGAAUAAAGCUUCAAGAGGUGUAGAAAUAAAACCAUGACUGAACGUCGACUAUAACCUUCUUGCUCUUGCUCUAUAGUUACACAUGUUCUAUAAAUGAUAUCGUUCCACGAUGUUGUGUGACACAUAA
This is a messenger RNA of Quercus robur (English oak), 632 nucleotides long. Its product is annotated as cold and drought-regulated protein CORA-like. The record is from RefSeq and is a predicted model, not a curated record. The transcript has 2 exons. Bases 45 to 452 code for a protein of 135 amino acids. Lineage: Eukaryota; Viridiplantae; Streptophyta; Magnoliopsida; Fagales; Fagaceae.